AUGCGCAGCCACGCAAAAAACGUGUUGAUGUUCUACCGCGUGGCUGCGGACGGGCAGGGUGGUGGUUCCACCUGCUCAAACCCCGAGCAGAGCAUGAAGCUGGCUGCCACAGCCCCCCGCAUCCCGCCCACGCGGCUGGCCCUGCACCACUUCGACGUGAACUACAGCCUGCAGCUGAAGGACCUGUGGCCCUCUGUCCGCGCCGGCCUGCUCUGCGAGCAGAAGUACGGCGCUCUCCUCAACAACUUCUCUCCUGUCGACCACGUCACCCAAGAGCUGGAGCUGCUGAAUGCCACCGAUUUUGUUUCCGAAGCCCCCAAAAAGGCGCAGCAAUCGCAGCGGGCUGCGGCUGUGGAGGAAGCGGGGAGAGGGGAAAGCAGGUCCCAGGAAGGGUCUGGCGAGGGCAGGACAGUGAUGCAGGCAGAAACGAUGACGCAGGCAGAGAUGUCACUACCGCUUCAUGCCUCCAUCAGCUCCAACAUCAAGUGUUACACCUUCCCCAGGGGUGACAUCACGCGCUUUCGCCCUGCACGGCCGGAUGUUCUGGGGCUCCUCGACUAUUAUCUCAUGGAUGCAGCAUCUCUCCUGCCCGUCCUGGCGCUCAACGUGCAGCCGGAUGACUUUGUCCUCGACCUCUGUGCGGCUCCGGGUGGCAAGACUCUGGCUCUGCUGCAGACUGGGGUUUGUGGGCAUCUGGCAGCCAAUGACGUCUCUGUUUCCCGGACGAAGAGGCUGUACCAGAUUCUCCAUAGCUAUGUUCCCAAAGAAAUUAGGGAAAGUGUGAGUGUCACGUCCUACGAUGGAAGGGACUGGGGGCAGCUGCAAGGUGGCACUUUCCAUAAGGUCCUGGUGGAUGUUCCCUGCACGACGGACAGGCACUCUGUCAUGGAGGAGGACAACAACAUCUUCCACAAGAGACGAACCAAGGAGCGUCAGAUGUUGCCCAUGCUGCAGCUGCAGCUGCUGAUGGCUGGGGUCCUCGCUACCAAGCCGGGAGGAGAGGUGGUGUAUUCUACGUGCUCCCUCUCCCCACUGCAGAAUGAGUAUGUGAUCGAGAGAGCAACAGAAAUUGCAGAAACCCAGUUUAACAUCAGGAUCCACGUUGAGGACUUGAGCCACUUUCGGACACUGUUCCAGGACACAUUUUCCUUCUUCUCAGAUUGCCGGCUGGGGGAGCUUGUUCUGCCUCACCUCACAGCCAACUUUGGACCUAUGUAUUUCUGCAAAUUACGUCGGAUAUAGAAGGGGUGAGAGAC
This is a messenger RNA of Nipponia nippon (crested ibis), 1256 nucleotides long. Lineage: Eukaryota; Metazoa; Chordata; Aves; Pelecaniformes; Threskiornithidae. The record is from RefSeq and is a predicted model, not a curated record.